Molecule: messenger RNA, 830 nt
Organism: Brassica napus (rape)
Lineage: Eukaryota; Viridiplantae; Streptophyta; Magnoliopsida; Brassicales; Brassicaceae
Exons: 3
Coding region: 92-688 (198 amino acids)
Source: RefSeq, a predicted model, not a curated record
GAAGAAGAAGAAAGCAAAUGCUCAGCCAGUAGAUUUGCUUCCUUUUCUACAGCGAGAAGAGAAGAGGCCAAUACGACCUAGAAACCCUCCUAUGCCUGUAACACCUGAGGUAAUCCUUCCAAUUGAUCCAUUUGUGACACCUGAAUUUCCUCGGUUUUCAAGGCUUGCACACUGGAUGGAUCUACGGGGCAUAUAUCGUGUACCGUUUUAUAUCAAUGGAAGAGAAAUUGAAAAAGAGUUCUUUCAAAAAAUGGACGAUGCAGAAAAGAAUCUCAACAAAGAGCACAUAAAUGUUGCAUUUGAAAUGCUAAAUUGUAAGAGGGUUGAGCAAGGUGCUUGGUUCCGCAACAACAAUCUUCCAGCAGCAUGCUUUGUACCAGUCAGAUUCUUAGAAGUGGUUGGGUACGCUUAUGAAUCUGUCAGGAAGCCACAUAAGAAAAAACAAACGUUAUUGGAGGGCUGUGUAGGCGAACUUGUGAAAGGUUUAAUACAUCCAAAGAAGGUAUGGCUGGAAGAUGUUGAUGUUAUAUAUGGUGUCAUUGAAGAUAAGUUGAGCUAUCACUAUAUUGGGGUGGAGAUACAAUUGAUUGAUAACACAAUCACACUCUUCCAUUGUGGUCUUCCAAAAGCAAAUAUCAAACGUGCUCUUAAUCAAAUCCAAGAACUGGCAGGUAAAAACUCUUUGUGAUUUAUUAAUUUUAUCAUUCAGUGUAGAAAAAUCAGUUUUAUUUAUAUUGUUACAUUGAUUAUGGAUAGGAUUGUGAAAGUAUGCGUAUCCUGAAAAAAGAAUUUUAGCUAAUUUAGAAAAUAAAAGUUUGUCUCUUGCUGCU